AUGUCAAUCAUUAACCACUACACCCCACCCCUCAGCUCAGCCGCCACCGACAACCCCCCCACCACCAUAUCCCCCCGACCCCAUCUCAGGUAUAAAGGUCCAGCUGCAGCCCAGGUAACUUUACACACUGUGCUCUCUCCAGAACUUUCUCCUGGACCCAGAGGACUGCUCUCUUUUAGCUUGCUCUCUCCCUCUCUCUCUCUCUCUCUCUCUCAUCAUGAAGCUGCUCUCCCAGACACUGUGCCUGGCCCUGGCCCUGGCUCUCAGCCACACCGCGCCACAGUAAGUAACCACACAGAGCACUCUGCUCUCACCCUCAUGUUUAGUGUGGAUAUUAUUUAUGCAUUAUAGAAAAUGUUGUUAGUGCCAACCGUAAUGUCUAGGUGCCCUCGGAUACAAAUAGUUGAAAACAUGGUUUUUAGAUUUGUUUGUACGGUGGGAUGUCAAUAACAGAGGACAGUCGUCUGGUCUCACUACAGUGGGAUGUCAAUAACACAGCGGACAGUAGUCUUGUCACACGGGUUUUCUGCUUUCUCAAGGCCAGGUUAUAUAAACGUUGAAUCCAAGCAAACAUGUUUUCUAUCUGCAUCAGCUGUACGCAUCUGAGAUGACAAAGUUUGCAUUUCAUCUUGUCUUUUCAGGAACCUUGAAGUCAUGGUGAAAGGUGAGUUUGAGGAAAGGGAAAGGAAAUGGGGGAUACCUAGUCAGUUGUACAACUAAAUGCAUUCAACUGAAAUGUGUCGUCCGCAUUUAACCCAACCCCUCUGAAUCAGAGAGGUGCAGGGGGGCUGCCUUAAUCAAUAUCCACGUCAUUGGCGCCGGGGAGCAGUUUAGUUGGGGUUAACUGCCUUGCUCAAUGGCAGAAUGGCAGAUUUAUUUGAUUUUGAAGGCAACCCUGCCAUUAACUACCUGUCAUUUUCAAUUAUGUUAUGACCUGGUUCAAAGGCUAUACUGAAUCAAGUGUAAUGUAAGAACAACGCAAUGAAAGAACAAUCAUUCUGCAAUCAUUUUGCAAAUUUCCCCUAUCAGCAUUGAGCCCAAUCUCAUAGAGAGUAGGUAUAGAAGUUAUUUCAAAGAUAUAGCCCGCUGAAAUAAAAUGGUGAUUAAAUGCACCAAUGAUGGCAUUUUUGUCCAUAAUUGGUCUAGAGUUUAUUUGUUGGGGCAGAGAAGGGGGAAGUAUCCCUUCAGAGAUUUUACAAUUUUCCAGAAUUUAGCCUGAUCCCCCUUACAAUCAGAAAUAGUGUUUACAUAGUACUCAGACAGGCCUCAGAAAGAGUGUUUACAUAGUACUCAGACAGGCCUUUCUAAUCAGUAUUACACAUUGAUUCCUCAGUUGCCUAAAAUACUGCCAAUCUGGUCCUACGUUUAUUUUUCUGGCCUUGGCCAAAGCAGCAUCUCUCUUGUGUAUAACUUCAGAUAAAUCAGGAGUGAACCAAGCGUUAGAUCUAUUUUUAACUCUCAGUUUUUUUGAAAGGGGCAUGAUUAUCUGUGAUUAGUAUUGAAGACAUAUGAAAAGUAGCUUAAAGCUAAUUGUUGUUCUGGGAUAGAUGAGAAGCCAAACAUUUAUAAAAUGGCGCUGACAGAGAGGGCUGCCUCGCUUCUAGUCCUUAGGAAACUUUGCAGUAUUUAGUUUUUUUAUGUAUUAUUUCUUACAUUGUUAGCCCAGAAAACCUUAAGUGUUAUUACACACAGCCGGGAAGAACUAUUGGAUAUCAGAGCGGCGUCAACUUACCAGCACUACGACCAGGAAUACGACUUUCCCGAAGCGGAUCCUUUGUCCGUACCACCAAGGGCAUUUUAACUGAUUCCAGAGGCCGACCCAAAACAAUGCUGCUGGAGGAGAGGCAGCCGGAGCUGUCUUCUAGUCAGACUUAGGAGGCGUGCACACCACCCAUCGCUUCCGAGUAUAUUACUUGUUAAUGUCCAGUCCCUAGAUAACAAAGUUGACGAGCUCAGGGCAAGGGUUGCUUUCCAGAGAGACAUCAGGGAUUGUAACAUCCUCUGUUUCACGGAAACAUGGCUCUCUCGGGAUAUACUGUCCCCGUCCAUACAGCCAUCUGGGUUCUCAGUACAUCGCACCGACAGGAAUAAACAUCUCUCCGGGAAGAAGAAGGGGGGUUAUUUUUCAUGAUUAACGACUCAUGGUGUAAUUGUAACAACAUACAGGAACUCAAGUCAUUUUGUUCACCUGACUUAGAAUUCCUCACAAUCAAAUGCUGACCGAAUUAUCUCCCAAGAGAAUUCUCUUCGGCUAUUGUUACAGCCGUUACCAUGACAGCCCUCAAGGAACUUCACUGGACUUUAUGCAAACUGGAAACCAUAUAUCCUAAGGCUGCAUUUAUUGUAGCUGGGGAUUUUAACAAAGCAAAUUUGAGAAAAAGGCUACCUAAAUUCUAUCACCUGCGCUGGAAAAACGCUGGACCUUUGUUACACUAACUUCUGCGAUGCAUACAAGGCCCUCCCCUGCCCUCCUUUUGGCAAAUCUGACAACGACUCCAUUUUGCUCCUCCCUUCCUAUAGGCAGAAACUCAAACAGGAGGCACCCGUGCUAAGGACUAUUCGACGCUGGUCUGACCAAUCGGAAUCCACGCAUAAAGAUUGUUUUGAUCAAGCGGACUGGGAUAUGUUCCGGGUAGCCUCUGAGAAUAAUAUAGACGUAUACGCUGAUUCGGUGAGUGGGUUUAUAAGGAAGUGCAUAGGAGAUGUUGUACCCACUGUGAAUAUUAAAACCUACCCUAAAAAGAAACCGUGGAUAGAUGGCAGCAUUCGCGAAAAACUGAAAGCAUGAACCACCGCAUUUAACCAUGGCAAGGUGACGGGGAACAUGGCAGAAUACAAACAGUGUGGUCGUUCCCUCUGUAAGGCAGUCAAACAGGCAAAACGUCAAUAUCGAAGCUGGUUGAGAGAAUGCCAAGAGUGUGCAAAGCUGUCAUCAAGGCAAAGGGUGGCUAUUUGAAGAAUCUCAAAUAUAUUUUGAUUUGUUUAACACUUUUUUUGGUUACUACAUGAUUCCAUAUGUGUUAUUUCAUAGUUUUGAUGUCUUCACUAUAAUUCUACAAUGUAGAACAUAGUAAAAAAUAAAGAAAAACCCUUGAAUGAGUAGGUGUUCUAAAACUUUUGACCGUGUAUGUGUGCAUGUAUGUAUUUAAAUCAGUGGAGGCUGCUGAGGGGAGGACGGCUCAUAAUAAUGGCUGGAAUGGAGUCAAUGGAAUGGUGUCAACCACAUGGAAACCACAUGUUUGAUGUGUUUGAUACCAUUCCACUGACUCCAUUCCAGCCAUUAUUAUGAGCCUCCACGGAUAUAAAUGUACACUAUAUAUACAAAAGUAUGUGGACAACCCUUCAAAUUAGUGGAUUCAGCUAUUUCAGCCACACGCGUUGCUGACAGGUGUAUAAAAUCGAGCACACAGCCAUGCAAACUCCAUAGACAAACAUAGGCAGUAGAAUGGCCUUAAUGAAGAGCUCAGUGACUUUCAACGUGGCACCGUCAUAGAAUGCCACCUUUCCAACAAGUCAGUUCGUCAAAUUUCUGCCCUGCUAGAGCUGCCCCGGUCAACUGUAGGUGUUGUUAUUGUGAAGUGGAAAGGUCUAGGUAUCACGUUUCAGGUGAAGACCCAGAUGCAGACAGUGUCGAAGACAGGAGCAAGGGGAAAACCGCUGGUGGGCUUGAAGAAACAAAACAAACUGGCAACAGACAAACAGAGAACACAGGUAUAAAUACACUGGGGAUAAUGGGGAAGAUGGGUGACACCUGGAGGGGGGUGGAGACAAUCACAAAGACAGGUGAAACAGAUCAGGGUGUGACACUAGGAGCAACAACGGCUCAGCCACACAAGCUCACAGAACUGGACCACCGAGUGCUGAAGUGCGUAAAAAUCGUCUGUCCUCGGUUGCAACACUCACAUUAAAUGUUUUACCGAGUUCCAAACUGCCUCUGGAAGCAACGUCAGCACAAUAACUGUUCGUUGAGAGCUUCAUGAAAUGGGUUUCCAUGGCCGAGCAGUCUAAUAUCACCACGCGCAAUGCCAAGCGUUUGCUGGAGUGAUGUAAUGCUCACCGCCAUUGGACUCUGGAGCAGUGGAAAUGCGUUCUCUGGAGUGAUGAAUCACGCUUCACUGAUAAUCUUCCUGCAAGGAGCUUUAGCUAUGAAACAGCCUACAAGGCAGAAUCAUGAUUUAUAAGCCUCUGAGGCUGCUUUUGAAUCUAAACAAGCUCUGUGGCUGAAAUUGUACCUGAUCAGCCCGUCAGGAAUGGAGUUCACCCACUCCGUAAAUGUAAAUAUUAUCCAUACAACAUUACUUAUAAACUGAUAAUGAGCGCCAAACACAAUUUUUGCCAUGCGUUUUUUUUUUCAGGUGAUCUAAUAAUUUAGCCAGGUAAAAAUGUAUUUGAAAGCGGAUUUCACGAUGUGACAUAAUGGUAGUCUACUGGUUGGGAUUUACAUUGGAGAUUUGCAAUUUUUAUCAUGGUUCUAUGUCGAAUUUGAAGCAUUUUGAAUGAAGAGCCGUUUGGGAGCCAAAUGAGCCGGCUUAUGAAAAAGACUACAGAAGUACCGAAAGUAAAACAAAUUCUAGUACCAAACUAUUUUUCAUGUUCUAGUAUUGAAAAAGUACUGAUGUUUCGGUGUACCGUGCAACAUUACUAGGAACCUAUGUUUUUUGCAAAGAUUAGAUUGAUCGAAUACCUCUAUAGUUAAACCCUUACCUGUCCCUACAGAUCGCCCUGAGAGGCCCAAGACUCACUGUGAGAAGCAUAGAGACGGUGACCAGACGACCAGUCCUAGUGGGCAACCUAUCGUGGGGGCUUUUGUACCCCAGUGUGAUGAGCAGGGUCUGUACAGAGCCUCUCAGUGCCAUGGUUCUACAGGACACUGCUGGUGUGUGGACAGCAGGGGGCAGGAGAGAGCAGGGACCAGGAAAGGACCCGGCACUGGCCGGCCUAAGUGUGAUGAACCAGGUGAGAACUGA
This is a messenger RNA of Coregonus sp. 'balchen', 4967 nucleotides long. The record is from the annotation of a GenBank genome assembly. NCBI's taxonomy places the organism in Eukaryota, Metazoa, Chordata, Actinopteri, Salmoniformes, Salmonidae.